Molecule: messenger RNA, 1189 nt
Organism: Apaloderma vittatum (bar-tailed trogon)
Lineage: Eukaryota; Metazoa; Chordata; Aves; Trogoniformes; Trogonidae
Product: regulating synaptic membrane exocytosis protein 2-like
Exons: 10
Biological process (GO): calcium ion-regulated exocytosis of neurotransmitter; regulation of synaptic plasticity; regulation of membrane potential
Cellular component (GO): cytoskeleton of presynaptic active zone; presynaptic membrane
Molecular function (GO): small GTPase binding; transmembrane transporter binding
Source: RefSeq, a predicted model, not a curated record
GAUGACCAGAAGUCUUUACAAUUUUACUGUAUCUUUGUCUGUCCUUUCUUUCACCUUUCCUUUACUGCACUAUCUUGUCUGAUUCUCGCAGGAGACAUGGAUUACAACUGGUUGGACCAUACGUCUUGGCAUAGCAGUGAGGCAUCCCCAAUGUCUUUGCAUCCAGUAACUUGGCAACCAUCCAAAGAUGGAGACCGUCUCAUUGGUCGAAUUUUGUUAAAUAAAAGGCUAAAAGAUGGAAGUGUGCCUAGAGACUCAGGAGCGAUGCUUGGAUUGAAGGUAGUAGGAGGAAAGAUGACUGAAUCAGGUCGACUCUGUGCAUUUAUCACCAAAGUUAAAAAAGGAAGCUUAGCUGAUACAGUUGGGCAUCUUAGACCAGGUGAUGAAGUAUUAGAAUGGAAUGGAAGGCUACUGCAAGGAGCCACCUUUGAGGAGGUGUAUAACAUCAUUUUAGAAUCCAAACCUGAGCCACAAGUGGAGCUUGUUGUUUCGAGACCAAUAGGGGACAUUCCCAGAAUACCUGACAGCACACAUGCACAGCUGGAGUCCAGUUCUAGUUCAUUUGAAUCUCAAAAAAUGGACCGACCUUCUAUUUCAGUGACUUCUCCUAUGAGUCCUGGCAUGUUAAGAGAUGUUCCACAGUUCUUGUCUGGACAACUUUCAAUAAAACUGUGGUAUGACAAGGUUGGUCAUCAGCUAAUAGUGACAAUAUUGGGAGCAAAGGAUCUUCCUUCCAGGGAAGACGGGAGACCAAGGAAUCCUUAUGUUAAAAUAUACUUUCUUCCAGACAGAAGUGAUAAAAAUAAAAGAAGAACAAAAACAGUAAAGAAAACAUUGGAACCUAAGUGGAAUCAGACAUUUAUUUAUUCUCCAGUUCAUCGGAGAGAGUUCAGAGAACGAAUGUUAGAAAUUACUCUUUGGGACCAAGCACGGGUUCGAGAGGAAGAAAGUGAAUUUUUAGGAGAGAUUCUUAUUGAGUUAGAGACAGCAUUACUAGAUGAUGAACCUCAUUGGUACAAACUUCAAACACACGAUGUCUCUUCAUUGCCACUUCCCCAUCCCUCACCAUAUUUGCCACGCAGACAACUCCAUGGCGAGAGUCCCACACGGAGGUUACAAAGGUCCAAAAGAAUCAGUGACAGUGAAGUCUCUGAUUAUGACUGUGAUGAUGGAAUUGGUGUUGUUUCAG